AUGCAGCACCCCGCAUACCAUGGCCCGGGAGGGUUCAGCUGGUGGCUGGGGCUGCCAGCACAGGGGCUGGCGGUCCUGGCGGUGGCCUGCUCCCGUGGGAGCAAGCUCCGCAUCGUCGGUUCCCAGGGUGAGCGGCACAUGACCCCAGGCUCGGCCCCAGGUGCCCUCAGCCUCGUUGCGGGCACAGAGCUCGCGGACGGUGUUGCGCGGACGCUUCCAUGCCCUCCCUCUUGCCGAGGCACGGGCAGCAUCACCGCAGGGUCCAGGCGGUACAUGUGUUCCUCCGUCCUGCAGCAAGCCAUGAUUGCCCCUGUCGUCUGGAUCAUAGUCGCCCUCCUGGACGGGAAAUGCUUCAUCUGUGCUUUCAGCGGCUCCGUGGAUCCCGAGAAGUUUGCGGGCUUUGCCAAUGCCACCCCGGCACAGGUGCAGCAGCUGCUCGCCAAGGUGCCCUGCAAAGACGACGAGCUCAUGAGGAACAACACGUCCCGAAAGGCAGUGUCCAGGUACUUGCGGUGCUGGUCCCAGGCACUUGGCUGGAGCAUUUUGUUGAUCCUGAUCGUAGCAGCUUUCCUUGCUCACUGGCUGAGACCUUGCUUCAGCCCAGCUGCCCUCCUGCAGACACGCUACUGGAGCAACUACAUUGACAUCGAGCAGAAGAUUUUUGAGGAAACCUGCUGUGAGCACAGCUGGCACUUUGCUCACCAGUGCAUCCUCCACUUCUUUGAAAGCAUGCGGAAAGAGAUCAAACUGCACAGCUUCAACUUGCACAGGGAGGAGGAGGAGGCUGAAGGAGAGGAAGAUCUUCUCCGAGGCAUCACAGACCAGGAUCAGGUGAACGAGCUUCUGCAAACGUGGUACUACAGGAAACCACCCUUGGAUGUGAGCCGGGUGACCCAGCGGCAUCCUCUGGGGAGAGAGCGAUUGCCAGCACCUUGGGCCGACAGCCCCAGCAGCCAGCACAGCCCCCCCCAGCACACUGACGUGUAG
Struthio camelus australis is the source of this 987-nucleotide messenger RNA. Lineage: Eukaryota; Metazoa; Chordata; Aves; Struthioniformes; Struthionidae. The record is from RefSeq and is a predicted model, not a curated record.